AAAUCCCUUCCAAAUUUAUCAAACCUCCUUCCACUGUUGCUCCGUCGUGAAAACCAACCAAACACCGCAAGAUUCCACCGUUCAGAAUCGCAACCCCAUUUACAAAAAAGGAUUUUUUUUCUUUCCCUUUUCUCUAUAAAAGUUCAAAAUCAUCUUAACAACUUUCUUUCUUUUCAUAUUUAAUUCCAAACACAUCUUAACUUAUAAGGUCUAAGUGAUUAGAACGCCAUUAAUUUUUUCUAGUUAAGAGAUUUUCUUUCAUAACUGAAUUUAUAAUUGAAUUUUAUUUCCCAACCCUAAACCCUUUUCCAAUUAUAGAAAAGGGUUUUUUUGAUUAAUUUACACCGUUUCUGAUUCAUUGCAUUGUUCCGUCGUGUUAAUCUCUAUAUAAAUGCUCUUUUUUGGAUGGAAAUUGGUUACUUUACUGUUAAACCUAUCACUGUAGUUGCUUCACAAUCUUCAGUUCAAACAAUUUCUGAGGGUGUUUUUCGAACAUGGAUUCGAAGAAGUGCAAGCCUUCUGCUGGCAUUGCAUCUUCGAUGAAUGUUGCGCCUUUGAGUGUUCCAAAUCAGGAGGAUGAGAUGGUCCGGUCGCUCAAGGAUAUGGUAGCUGUUGGGAGUGAUGUGGAUAUAGACCUCAGGGAAGUUUACUUUUUAAUUAUGCAUUUUUUGUCUGCCGGGCCAUGCCAGAGGUCUUUUGUUCAGCUCAGGAAUGAACUUUUAGAGCAUCGGCUUCUACCUAGAAGAUAUCAUGCUUGGUUUUCAAGAAGUGGUGAUCCCGGUGAAGAUGAUACCGGCGAUGAUGAUGGCAUCUCUUUACCUUUACAUUACAACAAUUUAGUGGACAGGUAUCCUCAUGUAGCUAAGGAUCACCUGGUAAAGCUUAUGAAGCAGUUAAUGUUAAGUACAUCCCAUCUGUUGAAUGGAAAACAUGGUGGAAGUAGUCCCAAUGCAGCAGACGUUCCAACUUUACUUGGAGAUGGUUCAUUUUCGCUUCUUGAUAUUGAUCGAAAAACGACUGCUAAGCAGGUGAAGCCCCCUCCACUUUACUUGCGUUGGCCACACUUGAAGGCUAAUCAGGUUCAGGGGCUAAGUUUAAGGGAAAUUGGAGGAGGUUUUGCUAAGCACCAUCGUGCUCCAUCUGUUCGCAGUGCAUGUUAUGCUAUUGCCAAACCAUGUACCAUGGUGCAAAAGAUGCAAAAUAUUAAAAAGCUAAGGGGUCACCGUGUGGCUGUCUAUUGUGCCAUAUUUGACGGAUCAGGACGAUAUGUUAUCAGUGGUUCAGAUGAUCGUCUUGUCAAGAUUUGGUCUAUGGAAACUGCAUUUUGUUUGGCUAGUUGUCGUGGACAUGAAGGGGACAUUACUGACUUGGCAGUAAGCUCAAACAAUGCUGUGGUGGCAUCUGCGUCAAAUGAUUUUACUAUUCGAGUUUGGCGCUUACCUGAUGGGAUGCCAAUAUCAGUUUUGCGUGGGCAUGAAGGAUCUGUGAAUACCAUUGCGUUUAGUCCCAGGCCCUCUGCUGUAUACCAGCUGCUAACGUCAUCAGAUGAUGGAACAUGUAGAGUUUGGGAUGCAAGAACUGCACGAAAUCCAUGCGUAUAUGUACCGCGACCUUUAGAUGCUAUAACUGGGAAGGGAAAUGCUCCACCAGCUUAUCUACCAUCCUCAAGUAAUGCCCAACGAGGCAAACAUAUACUUUGUUGUGCAUAUAAUGCAACUGGAACUGUUUUUGUUACUGGUAGCGCUGAUACUUCUGCUAGGGUAUGGAGUGCUUCUUAUAAGCCCAACACCGAUAACUCAGAGCAACCGAUACAUGAGAUGGAUAUAUUAUCUGGCCAUGAACAUGAUGUUAAUUAUGUACAGUUCAGUGGUUGUGCUGUGGCAUCGAAAAUUUCGACAUCUGACUCUUGGAAAGAAGAAAAUACACUGAAGUUCCGAAAUAUCCGGUAUUCUCAUGAUAACAUAGUUACCUGCUCUCGUGAUGGAAGUGCAAUUAUAUGGGUUCCCAGAUCACGUAGAUCUCAUGGAAAAGUAGGCCGUUGGAUUCGUGCAUAUCAUCUAAAAGUGCCACCACCACCCCUGCCUCCUCAACCUCCGCGAGGCGGUCCAAGGCAGAGAUUGCUACCUACUCCUCGGGGCGUCAAUAUGAUUAUUUGGAGUCUAGACAACCGUUUUGUACUGGCAGCUAUUAUGGAUUGCAGAAUAUGCGUUUGGAAUGCAGUUGAUGGCAGCUUAGUGCACUCUUUGACCGGUCAUACUGAAUCUUCUUAUGUUUUGGAUGUUCAUCCUUUCAACCCUCGGAUAGCUAUGAGUGCUGGGUAUGAUGGUCGAACCAUUGUGUGGGAUAUAUGGGAGGGCAUACCUAUUCGAACCUAUGAAAUUGGCCGCUUUAAGUUGGUUGAUGGGAAGUUUUCUCCGGAUGGAACAUCAAUCGUGCUUUCAGAUGAAGUUGGACAGAUAUAUUUUCUGAGUACAGGUCAAGGCGAGUCCCAGAAGGAUGCAAAAUAUGACCAGUUUUUCCUUGGUGAUUACCGACCCCUCAUUCAGGAUACUCAGGGAAAUGUUCUUGAUCAGGAAACUCAACUUCCACCACACCGAAGAAACAUGCAGGAACCACUAAGUGAUUCUAAUAUGAUGCCAUAUCCAGAGCCUUAUCAGACUCAAUUCCAGCGACGUCGUCUUGGUGCUCUUGGCAUUGAUUGGCGUCCUUCAUUGAUAAAUUAUGCUGUUGGUCCAGAUUUUAGUGUUGGUCAGGAUUACCAUGUGACACCUUUGGUUGAAUUGGAAGGAUUGCUUGAUCCACAACCAGAAUGGGAUGCCUUGUUAUGGGAGCCAGAACAUGACAAUGUAAGUGAUGAUAAUGACUCCGAGUACAAUGUGAAUGAGGAUAACUCUAGUGCGGCCGAGCAAGGGACUGUUAGUGCCAUCUCUUCUAGUGAUUUAGAAUACAGCGAAGGUGACUCUAGUAAUACGGAUAGUCGUAGAAGAUCAAGGAGGAAAAAACAUAAUACUGGAGUUGAGGGUACAACUUCUGGAAGGCGUGUUAGGAAAAGAAAUUUGGAAGAGUGUAACGGUAAUAAUCAUGCCAAUAACAGAAUUAAGAAAUCCAAAAGAAGCUCGACAUCAGCCAAAAGGAAAUCUUCCAAAGCUAAGACAUCAAGACCUCAGAGAACUGCCGCACAUAAUGCUCGUAAUAUAUUCUCACAGAUUGAUGAAACAUCUACUGAUGGGGAAGAUGAUGAUUCUGAAAAUGAAUCAUCAGGCAGUUUUCAAGAUUCAGAAAAUCUCAGUGAACCUGAGAGGAAAAUCCAUAGUAAGCGCGAAGAACUUAAAAAGUCCCCAUUGGAGGAGCCUGCCAGUGUAUCCAAGCCACCUUCAUAUUCUGAAUCUCAUGCAAAUCAUAAUAAUAGACCGAGACUGCUUCUUAAGUUUUCAAUUCGUGGUUCUAAAAAGAGUGUUCCUUUAGAGGACACAAAAUUUGCAUGUGAGAAUCAGGUUGAUAUGGCAUGCCAGUCUUCUAGGCCUGAAACCCUUGAAAGUGUUCAAAAAACUUCGCCAGGCACAAGUUUUAUGGACCCAGACACAUAUGGUUUGUCAGAUGUCACUAAUGCCAACCUUCCAGAAUGGCACAACAGAAAUGAAACUGCUAUAAAUCAUCUGGAUACAUCCAUGUGCCAUGAGGGGAGCACGGAUCAGAGCAGACAGAUGAGAAGACACCCAUGUGAACGUUCAAGAUCAGGGGAUGCCUUGUUGACUGACACUGAAGUUAAUGGCCAUCCUGAAUUCAAUGUCAAUGGGAAAUCAGAAUAUACGACCAGCAAGUUAGAGACUGACAGUAGCAUGGUUAAUGUAGAGCUGUCUGAUUUUGAUAAUAUCCAUAACUUUUCAUCGCUCGAAUCUUUGGGGCUUGACAACCAUCAACCAAUUGCUGAUGGCCCCAUAGCAUCUGGUUAUGAUAAGUUGAAUGGUGGUGAUAAAGGCCGGUCUAGAUCUGAUAAAUGCACAGAGGACUCGCGGGAAAACAAUGAAGUUCACUCAAGCCACUCUCAAGACAUCAAAAUGAAAGCACCCGUUAAACCAACAAAAAUAAUUAUCAAAAAGAAACUGCCUCCAGAAGAAAUCGAAGGUUCCAAACUGAAAUUUGGUAGUUCCAAGGCAAAUUCAAUUGGUGCUAGAAGUGAUGUAAUCUCUGGAUAUCCCUCUUUUACAGGGCCUGAUCGACUAACCGAAGCAUUAGAAGGGGAAGAUGACAGAAAUACAAGUUCUCUGCCGCUACUGAAUUCGUAUUCUGACCAGAGAAGUUAUAAUGUUGUCAGUGAUCCUAUUCGUCGAACACGUUCAAUUAGGGUGAAAACAACUUCCAAGGAGCCAAAUGCUUCGAAUACAAGGAUUAAAAUUCGAGGGGGCCAAAGUUCAAGAGGCGUAUCCAGUUUGGAAGACUCUUCUAUCAAUGCGUUUGAUGAACUUCAUCAAAGAACAAGGUCUGCUAGAAACAGGUCUGAUGAAUAUAUUGCCAGUGAUCCUGGUAUUUUAACUCAAAGCAUGCCAAAUCGCCAUGUUAAAAAGCUGUCAUGGCUAAUGCUGUCAGAAGCGCAUGAGGAGGGUUGCCGUUAUAUUCCUCAACUUGGGGAUGAAGUUGUAUACUUGAGACAGGUAGUCUAUGUUGUUUUGAUUAUUUUUUUCCUUAUAGACCAUACAAAUCCACUUUGUUUUGGAAUGCAAGUUUCUGCAAUAUGUUUCUUGGUUUAUAUUCUUGAGCAUUUUUUUUGUCAGGGUCAUGAAGAAUAUAUAAAAUCGAGUCCGACCUCUGAAUUAGGUCCAUGGAUAUCAUUUGAAGGACUAAGGGCUGUUGAAAUUUGCAAGGUUGAAAAGCUUGAGUAUGCUGAGCUCCCAGGUUCUGGGGACAGCUGUUGCAAGUUGAGGCUUAAAUUUGUGGAUCCUUCUUCAUAUGUGCAUGGAAAAUCAUUCAAAUUCACUUUACCCGAGUUGAUCGACUUCUCCGAUUUUGUUAUUGAGAAAACAUUGUAUGAUGCUGCAAUGAAGAAAAAUUGGUCCCCAGAAGAAAAAUGCACAGUAUGGUGGAGGAAUGAAGAUGGGAAAGGUGGAAGUUGGUGGUAUGGUCAAAUAAUUACAGUGAAGGCCAAAUCUGAUGAAUUCCCCGACAGUCCUUGGGAUAGGUUUACGAUCCGGUACGAUACUGAUCCACCAGAAGAUCAUCUGCAUAGUCCUUGGGAACUAAAUGAUCCCGAGAUUCAAAAAUUGGAGCACCCCCACAUUGAUCAUGAGAUCAGAGAUAAGCUGCUGGCUUAUUUCGCUAAAUUAGACCACAGGGAGAAGUAUGAUAUCCAGGCGCUGAACCAAGUAGCUGAGAAGUCGGAGUUUUCAAACAGGUUUCCUGUUACAUUUUACCCUGAACUAAUUCAGUUAAGGUUACAAAAUGACUACUAUCGAAACGUGGAAAGUGUCAAGCAUGAUAUAAUGGUGAUGCUAUCAAAUGCUGAAGACUUCUUUACAGUGACAAAAAAUUUUAAGCAGCAGAGCAAGGUCAAGAGAAUAUCAGAAUGGUUUAGAAGAAAACUUGAAAGGAUAUAGAAAGCCAAAAAUAGGUUAAUAUAGGCUUCUUCUAACAUUGGUUUCCAUUCUUUUAUCCAAUUUUGGAGAACUAAUUGGUCACUAUGCAAUGGUUUUGGUUUUGUAGAAUGUAUAAGGCCAUAGGUGGUGGUAAAUAUUAGUUCUUACCUGUGUAUAUUAUUAUAUAUACAGAUCAUCCUUUUAUAUGCUACAGGUGUUUUACUCAAUUUCAAUAAUAGAAAAAAAAAAGUGUUAGACUUGGUGGUUUUGCCUAGGCCUCCACUAUAGAAGCCCAAGUUUCAACAGAAAAAUACUUCCAUAUCAAUCAGAUCAUUCAUUUUCUACUGUGACUGUAUUCAAGUUGGUUUUUUUAAUUCCUGUGUGAGUGUGUGAAUAGUUAGUCUCUCAUCGACUAUGAAUGAGAUAAAUGUUUGAUAUAUAAAAGACGUGACUUAUUUAAUGCAUAAGCUUUUGGACGGAAA
Trifolium pratense (red clover) is the source of this 6052-nucleotide messenger RNA. RefSeq names its product bromodomain and WD repeat-containing protein 3-like. The transcript is spliced from 24 exons. Gene Ontology annotation, molecular function: protein binding. Gene Ontology annotation, biological process: regulation of transcription by RNA polymerase II; regulation of cell shape; cytoskeleton organization. The coding region runs from base 495 to 5591 and encodes 1698 amino acids. Gene Ontology annotation, cellular component: nucleus. NCBI's taxonomy places the organism in Eukaryota, Viridiplantae, Streptophyta, Magnoliopsida, Fabales, Fabaceae. The record is from RefSeq and is a predicted model, not a curated record.